Batrachochytrium dendrobatidis JAM81 is the source of this 1252-nucleotide messenger RNA. RefSeq names its product GTPase-activating protein RNA1. Gene Ontology annotation, cellular component: cytosol; nucleus; perinuclear region of cytoplasm. The transcript has 3 exons. The coding region runs from base 1 to 1164 and encodes 387 amino acids. Gene Ontology annotation, biological process: activation of GTPase activity; nucleocytoplasmic transport. Gene Ontology annotation, molecular function: small GTPase binding; GTPase activator activity. The record is from RefSeq and is a predicted model, not a curated record. Lineage: Eukaryota; Fungi; Chytridiomycota; Chytridiomycetes; Rhizophydiales.
AUGAAGGUCGAGUAUUGUUCAUUGGUUGGCAAGGGCUUGAAACUCAAUACUGUCGAGGAUGUUGCUCAGUAUGUGGCUGAAAUAGAGGCUCUUGACGGCCUGACUACUGUGCGUUUAGGAGGCAACACUUUUGGAGUGGAGGCUGCGCGUGCCAUUGCUGCUGCUCUCAAGAAAAAGGAUCAACUCGAGGUUAUUGGGUUUUCUGAUAUGUUCACUGGAAGAUUGAAGGACGAAAUUCCACUUGCUCUAGACGCCUUUGUCGAGGCAUUUGAAGACAAGAAACAUCUUGUUGAUUUGGAUUUAUCUGACAAUGCAUUUGGCCCUGCUGGUGCCAAACCACUCAUGCGACUUCUGACUAAUAAUCGAAACAUUGAAACUCUACGUCUCAACAACAAUGGUCUCGGAAUCGAAGGUGGUCGUCUUGUUUCAGAAGCACUUAUUGAAGCACAGAAGCUUAACGAGGCAGAAUCACGUAUAUCGUCACUUAAAGUUGUGAUUGUAGGACGAAACAGGCUUGAGAGUGCCGGUGCGGGACAUUUUGCCAAAGCAUUCGAAGCACAUAAAAAGUCUUUACAUACUGUACGCAUGCCACAGAACAGUAUUCGUCCUGAAGGAAUCAGCAAUCUGCUCACGUCAUUGCGUCAAUGCGACAAACUGGAGUAUUUGGAUCUGCAAGACAAUACGUUUACGCGUGAAGGAUCGCUUGCAUUAGCAGCAGGAAUUCCUCACUGGCCCAAUCUCCGAGUGCUUGACAUUGGCGAUUGUCUUCUCAAAACAUCUGGUAGUGGAGCCAUCAUCAAAGCAUUGACAUCCGAAAGCACCAAAUUGGAACAUUUGAAUCUCAGUUUUAACGAGAUCAAGGAACCAGCUGCAAUGCUCUUGGUUAUGAUGUUGGCCAACAAGACUUGUAUCGAGUCUAUCCAACUUAAUGGAAAUAUUUUUGAAAGCGACUGUGACUCAGUAAAUUCGAUUCGCAGGAUGUUGGAGACGUACGACAAGGGGGAUGCUUUGGAUGAGCUAGAUGAGAUGGAAGAGGAAGACCUGGAUGAAAAUGACAAUGAUCCAGAUGGACACCUUCUCGGAGAACCGAUUUUAUCGGACAAUCUUUCUGAAGAAGACGAGAUUGAGAAACUGGCGAAAGAUAUCAAUGAGCUGGUAGUGUAGAUCCGUAAGCUAAUCAAGACUUCCAAUGUACAAUCGAGUGUGAUUUUAUGGAGAUUACCGAAUGAAAAACACUUGGAUUUGGAAGGUG